UUUUCUCCCAUUCUAAAGCACAUCAGCUUUUCUCAUACAUUUAUUAUUAUAAUUAUAUUUCUUUUUCUCUCUCCUUACCCAAUUCAUCACCAAAAUACUCCCUUACUUCUUACUUCUUAGUUCUUCCUCCUCUUCUUAUUCUUUCUCUUCACUUCUCCUUUACUACCUCACCAAACAAAAAUAAAAUAAAAAAAUAAAAAAAUAAAAAAAGAAUAGAAGAAAAAGAAAAAGAAAAAUGAAUGAGGGAAAGUAUAGAGAAUAUGGAGGAGGAUGUUAUUUCCACCCAAAAGAAAUGGUGGUAGGAGUUUGUCAUCUAUGCCUAAAUGAGAGACUCCUCAUAAUAUCAGCCAAACACAGUAGUGUUAAAUCCAAUUAUUCUAAGAGAUUUAAUAAUUCAUAUAAUAAGCCUAAAUCGCCUUAUCUUAUCCUUCCUAAGAUUUUUUCCAUUGCUUCCUUUUUCAACACCAGAGAUAAUCACCGCCGUGGUUCUCAUCACCAUUUAUUUGAUGACGCCGUUACCACUUCGAGUACUAGUUUAGAAGAUGAUUCGUUUAUAUCAAUCAAGUUUGGGGACAAUGGAGUAGCAUCAUGGGACAAGACUAGCAACACAAUGUCAAAGGUGUCACUACAAAAUUGUAGCUUAUCUUGGGGUGGUCAAACUUCAGUCAAAGAUGCUACUAUCAAGGGUAGUGCCUGUAAUUAUACCAACAAAAGUGUAGUAGAGCAUGCUAAACCCAAGGCUGCAAAAUCGCUGAGGUGGCAAAAGCGUAUUGGACAGUUAUUACAGGUCAUUAAAUGGAAGAAAUCCACCAAAGCCAAUGUAGGAAGAGUAGAGAAUACUCUUCCUCCUUCUAAUACUACUAGUAAGGUGGUUGAAGGUGUAAAGGUUAUCAAGAAUACUUUUUCGAUCCCUAUGAGAAAGCAUUAUAUGACUUAAAUAUAUAAGAAUUUUUUAAGUAAUAUGAUGUAAAUUCAAAAAAACGGAGCAGAAAGCACAAUUAACAAAGGUUUGAUGAGCACAUUGAACAUCACAACCAAAGUGUGAAAAUAAAGCUUCAAUAUGAAUGGGACCACUCAUUUACAAGUUACAACCAUAAAAACAAGUAAAAUAAUUUUGGAAUUUUUUUCCUUUUCUCUUUAAUUUGUGUGUUGGAUCUUGGCUUCAAUGUGAUUAAAACAAUUUUAUUUUUUUUUUAUCAUGAAAGAGAUAAUGAUAUAGUCAUAUACUCUUUUGAUGUAACUUGUAUCCCUUUGUUGAGUGUAUAGAAAGUUACAUAUUUUAUAAUGUUGGUAAA
Molecule: messenger RNA, 1295 nt
Organism: Amaranthus tricolor (Joseph's coat)
Lineage: Eukaryota; Viridiplantae; Streptophyta; Magnoliopsida; Caryophyllales; Amaranthaceae
Exons: 2
Coding region: 236-937 (233 amino acids)
Source: RefSeq, a predicted model, not a curated record